AUGGCCACCGAGGCUCAACAGGCAGAGGCGCUACGAAUCGAAGAAGAGCGAAGAAUGGCCGCAGCAGAGCGCGAACGUCUUGACGCGACAAUCGCCGCGCGACUGUCUCGCGAUGGAGGCGGAGCGAUGAUGGACACGCCCACGACGAGCAUGUCAUCCGGCUCUUCUAUUGAUUCGACAGGAUCCAAGCCGAAAGGAAAAUACGACUUAUCAACAUGGAGAUACGCGGAACUGAGAGAUACCAUCAAUACCAGUACAGGUAGGCAGAAUAUCCUUGAAGUUAAGCUUUCAUAUCAU
This is a messenger RNA of Ostertagia ostertagi, 297 nucleotides long. The record is from the annotation of a GenBank genome assembly. NCBI's taxonomy places the organism in Eukaryota, Metazoa, Nematoda, Chromadorea, Rhabditida, Trichostrongylidae.